AUGAACGAUUCUAUAGAGACGAGACGCAUUAUAACUUGGACGCCAUGUUCGUCUUGCAAACUGCUGCUAUUUUGGACGGCUCUGCUGUGGGCCAUCUCGACUGUUUCUGCAGUUUCCUUGCGAAACACGGCUGAGCUGAGGUAUAUUGCACCUGUUUUAAGCAUAAACCAUAUCGAUUCGCCCAACGGAAUCAACCUAGAGGUCUCGAUCGGUUCUGACGAUCACAUUUCGAAUUUAGCGCGCCGCUGGUACGUCCAGUUCGAUCCAAAUAACGCUCAAGCUUUGAACGAGCAAUACAGACCGUCUCUCAAAUCGAGCUCGGACUCGCUUGCUCUGUACACGUUUUUGACCAGAAAUACUUCCCAAGUUGAGCUGCCGCAAAAAACGCUCAAGUUCAAGCUCACGUUGGCGCAGCAGGAAGACGACUGGCUGCAAAUAGAGGACGAGAAUGGAGUAAAGGACAGCACCCUGUCUGUGCUGGAGGGUACAGCGUAUAGAAACGUCUUCAAGUUGAAGAAUAACAAAGAGGUCUCGACGUACAAUCCGGUUGGCUGGGCGCGUGUGGUCGUCUCUAAUUCAUCGAGUGGAACAUCCUUCAUGGGUUCUUGGCUUGUUGACGACGAAACUAAUUUGGGGAUACCACAAACUGUGUAUCAUUUGACGACAGUCGAGCACUUGGCAGCAACGCUCAGCGGCACUGAGAAAAAACAGCUCUUGGACAGGAACUGGAGCGCGGAUCAAGCAAUUGUUUGGCGUGAAGCAGAUGUUGACAACGAAGGGCCUCUCAACUCGAUGGAGAAGUUUCCAGUCAACGAUUUCAGGUAUUUGGAUGAACUAGAUCAAGGUCAUGCCACGAUGAAAUUCCGGCGUGACGACGUUAGCGGAAACUCUCCUAAUGGCGUUAGUUUAUACACCACUAUAGGCGAUACAAGUGGGUGUCCUCAAAAGCGAAUGGUCUCUCUCACGGGUAUAGCCGUUGACUGCAAUUUCAUGAGACAGUUCAAUUCUACUCAGUCAAUCCGUUCGUAUCUUCUCGAUACCGUGAGCCAAUCCUCGCGCUUUUUCGAGCAAGGAUUCAAUAUCACGCUUGGCCUCAAACAUAUCGUCAUGCCGAAUUCAACAGACUGUCCAGCUUCUGACCCCCAGUAUCCCUGGAACUAUCAAUGUGUGCAAAACGGGUCUUCGAUAAACGACCGUCUGAAUUCCUUCACUGACUGGCGAAAAACCCGUUCCGACGAUGGAAUCGCAACCUGGACAUUAUUCACGGACUGUGGACAGGGAAGUUUGGUGGGUAUUGCUUGGGCAGGACUUGUUUGCCAGAAGGGUGGCACCAGCGUCGUCACAAAAACUUUGCUUGACCCCCAUGUGCUGGCCCACGAGCUUGGCCACUCUUUCGGAGCGGUUCACGACUGUGACAGUGAUACCUGUAGCAAGCUUGAUGACACGACGUCUAAUUGCUGUCCUGGCUCGUCAAACGCUUGUUUGCCUAACGGCCAGUACCUCAUGAACCCGAGCGCCGGAUCAUCACAGCAGUCGUUCAGUGCAUGCACGCAGGGCAAUGUUUGCACCAACAUCGCUCGACGCACAAUCAAUAGCACAUGUCUAUUGGCGAAUUCAGGAGGAAUCAAUCUGAUCUCGGAAAAUGUUUGUGGUAACGGAAUUGUUGAAGAGGGAGAAGAGUGCGAUUGUGGCGGUGUAGAGGGAUGCAAGGGCAACCCUUGCUGCGAUCCUCUGACCUGUAAAUAUACUGCAGGGUCUCAGUGCGAUGAUACAAAUGAGCAGUGCUGCUCAGGCUGCAAGUUCGCAGCGUCCGAUACGGUUUGUCGCCAAUCCACUGGCCCUUGUGAUUUCGACCAGUAUUGUCCCGGAAACUCUACAUCUUGCCCUGGACCGCGGCUGGCGGAAAACGGAAAAUCAUGUCAACUUCCUGAUAGAAAUUCGACGGGUCUUAGUUGUGUCGCCGGCCAUUGUACGUCCCGGGAUCUUCAGUGUCAGCUCAUUAUGGCAAAUAGAACCGUGACCGUAGCUGGUCGGCCCUUGAAUCUGCAAAAGGCAUGCGAUUCCACAUCCUGUCAAAUAUCCUGCAUCGAUCCAAACUUUACCGGAAACUGCUUUAUGCUACACCAAAACUACUUGGACGGCACCCCUUGUGCUGGAACCGGUACAUGCCGAAACGGUCAAUGCAUUGGCGGCAAGAGUUCCUUCUUCGAUGAUGCUGGCGGAAGCGGUGGAUGGGCAUGGUGGAAGUACAUUGCAGUUGCUAUUGGUGCCUUUGCUGGUGUGUCCUUUUUCCUGUACAUCCUUACGAUGUUGACGCGGGGACGCAGUAAAAGACUGCGAGCAUACCAGGCAUCCCAACCAUACUACCCUCCGCCUCCUUCCAUGGAUCCUACUUACAAUACUUAUCCGCCUCCGCCUCCCUCCAUGGAGCCUACUUACAAUAUUUAUGCACCUCCACUACCAAUGUAUAGGAGCGAUGAUCCCCCACCACCGACUUACGCUACUCGGGAGUAUGACGAUCGAGGUGCUUCAUCGUCCGAAGUAUUCUACGCACCGCCCGAGCGCGCACGUGGGAGUAAAUCGAGAGUUCGUAUCAGCCAGUUCCCAUAA
Messenger RNA from Wickerhamiella sorbophila, 2610 nucleotides. Its product is annotated as Disintegrin and metalloproteinase domain-containing protein B. The transcript has a single exon. Gene Ontology annotation, biological process: proteolysis. Gene Ontology annotation, molecular function: metalloendopeptidase activity. Lineage: Eukaryota; Fungi; Ascomycota; Dipodascomycetes; Dipodascales; Trichomonascaceae. Bases 1 to 2610 code for a protein of 869 amino acids. The record is from RefSeq and is a predicted model, not a curated record.